Ogataea philodendri is the source of this 495-nucleotide messenger RNA. RefSeq lists its product as uncharacterized. The transcript has a single exon. Lineage: Eukaryota; Fungi; Ascomycota; Pichiomycetes; Pichiales; Pichiaceae. The coding region runs from base 1 to 495 and encodes 164 amino acids. The record is from RefSeq and is a predicted model, not a curated record.
AUGUACGAUAAGACAAAUACAACUAAAAACUACAAUGUACUUUUGAAGGACUCGUCUUUGAUAUCAGAAAAUCUGCCAUCUUCAGCUGAUAUCAACUUCGUCAGUUCAAAUAAGUCAAAUUAUCUGCGUUCCAAUAUUGAAGUCCUGCCAAUCAAAUAUGUCUCACAGAACACGUCGCUAGACAUCAAUGAUGACUUGAAUCUCCCCAUAGUUUUUGAUGCUCAGGGAAAUUUUGAGUGUUGUCUUUCAAACCGGUGGCAAGUAGAUCAUGUAAGUUCCAGCCAAUGGGUUUUUGAAGAUACAGACACUGGAGAAUCCGAUAUUUACAAAAAUGUUUUGCUGUCGGGAAGCAGAUCUCAACUAGUCGUUGAACAAGAAGAUUCAGGCGAUCAUGAGCAUAACCUCAGUGCUAAAAAUGACCUAAAAUAUGUGGAGAGAUUAGUUUCUGUGUUUGUUACAAGAUCUUCAAUGCUCUCUGAAACCAAAAAGAUAUAA